AUGGCGACAAUGAAGCUCAUGGAGGUCUUGCUGCUCACCUCCUCGAUCUCGAUAGCCUCGGCCAAGCACAUCAUGAUCCCCUCCACCUCGUUCAAUUCGCAGUCCGAUUUCGACACCGACUGGAACUACCUCUACCCCUGGGGCAGCGACCACAAUGGUGCCGCCCGCAUGAGGGAGUCGCAGGUCAGCCUCUCGGACGGGGUGCUCACGCUGAGGGCGACGCGCGUGGACGGCGAGGCGCCCGCCCACCACGGCGGCAAGGAGAUCGCAAUCCGCUACCUGUCGGGCGCCGUGCACGCCAAGGAGCGCUUCAACGUGGUCGCCGGGGGCGGGUACGACUUCGCGGGCGAGUUCCGCGCCCCCGUGGCGCGGGGCACGUGGCCGGCCUUUUGGCUGACGGGAGUCGACAGCUGGCCGCCCGAGAUCGACAUGGCCGAGUGGAAGGGCAGCGGCAAGAUCUCGUUCAACACCUUUAACACGUCGUCCGAGGUCCGCGCUCUGGACGUAGACUACCCGAACCCGGACGCCUUCCACAAGAUCUUGUGCGAGGUGAGGGACAUGAACGGCCAGGACGUGAGCGUGCGCUUCUCUAUGGACGGCCAGGUGGUUGCGACGCAGUAUGGGAGGGGGUUCGUGGGGAAGCCGUUGUACUUGUGA
Messenger RNA from Thermothelomyces thermophilus ATCC 42464, 657 nucleotides. RefSeq names its product glycoside hydrolase family 16 protein. The transcript has a single exon. The record is from RefSeq and is a predicted model, not a curated record. The coding region runs from base 1 to 657 and encodes 218 amino acids. Gene Ontology annotation, biological process: carbohydrate metabolic process. Gene Ontology annotation, molecular function: hydrolase activity, hydrolyzing O-glycosyl compounds. Lineage: Eukaryota; Fungi; Ascomycota; Sordariomycetes; Sordariales; Chaetomiaceae.